This is a messenger RNA of Paramacrobiotus metropolitanus, 1855 nucleotides long. Its product is annotated as dnaJ homolog subfamily C member 21-like. Gene Ontology annotation, cellular component: cytoplasm. Lineage: Eukaryota; Metazoa; Tardigrada; Eutardigrada; Parachela; Macrobiotidae. The coding region runs from base 227 to 1708 and encodes 493 amino acids. The record is from RefSeq and is a predicted model, not a curated record. The transcript is spliced from 5 exons.
CAGAAACAGCAAAAGCACUGUAAACUUAUCCAUCGUUUUCGACAUCUUUCCCUCUGGAGUUUAGACGAUUUAUAUGGGCUAACUUGACUUGCAUUGUGUUUUGUGCAUAAUAGGGAAUCGUUAAACAUGGGUUUUUUUAUAAAUAUGCACGUUUGAAAGUCGCUGUAUUAUAUCUGCAGUUGCUGAUUGGGUUUGAGAGAGUGAAGUCUCCUGCUUUUCGCACACCAUGAAGUGCCAUUAUGAAGUUCUACAGAUUGCUAAAGAUGCAUCCGUGGAAGAGAUCAAGAAAGCACGGGAUCGUCUGGCCAGACAGUAUCAUCCGGAUAAAGCUUAUCAGUUGAGCGAUCCAUCUCUUAUAGCGGACUUCACGGCGACAUUCCGUCUCAUCCAGCAGGCAUACGAAGUGUUAAGUGACACACACGAAAGAGCAUGGUACGACAGCCACCGGGAACAGAUUCUCAACGGGAAGGGCUCUGUUCAGCAAGAUGUGGAAAUUUUCUCCUUUUUCAACACGUCCUGCUACAGCGGAUUUGCGGAUGAUGACAAGGGAUUUUUUACGGUUUAUAGAAAUCUGUUUGAGAAGAUCAGUGAAGAGGAUAAGCGGCUAGCGGAAGACGCCAAAGAAGAGCUUGAAGUGCCGGCUUUCGGAACAUCGACAAGUUCUUAUGAGGAGUUUGUGAAUCCUUUUUACGGGUUUUGGCAAAGUUAUUCCACCAAACGGCCAUUUUAUUCGCUGGACAAAUGGGAUCUUCGCCAGGCUGAGAAUCGACGUGUAUCACGAGCGAUGGAAAAAGAGAACAAGAAACUCCGCGAUGCCGCCAAGAAAGAAUGGAAUGAUUCAGUAAGGGAGCUGGUUGGUUUUGUCCGGAAACGAGAUCCGCGUGUGAAAGCCUACCGUAAACUGUUAGAAGAAAAAGCAGCCGAAAACCAGAGAAAAGCCAAGGAAAUUCAAGAGCAGCACUUGCGAAAGCGCCAGGAAUUUCUGGCCUCUACUAAAAAUCACGAUUCCGCUGAUAUGGAAAAGAGGUACCGGGAGCUGGAGAAUUCGUUGGGUGGACACUCAACCGAUGAAGGAAAUGAGACUGAAGAAAUAGUGAUUGAAGAUGAUGUGGAAAUUGAGGAUGAAGAUCCGUUAUACUGCAUCAGUUGUGAUAAAAGAUUUAAGAGUUUCCCAGCUAUGCGAAACCACAUCAAAUCCAAUAUGCACAAAAGAAAUAUGGAACUGUUGCGAAGUGAAUUAGAACAGGAUGAGGAAACGGGACUUACCGAUUUGACUGAUCAAAUAGAUAAUUUAAGUGUCACGGAGAUUCCUGAACCAGAAAUCGUCGCUUCCGAAUCGGAUGUUAAAAUGUCUUCCCCUCACGCUUCAGAAUCUGGGAGUCAAAGUGUCAGUGUGGAAACCAAGUCACUUUCUGACCAUAGUGAAGCAUCAGGAAAGAGGAAGGUCACAUUUGGGAAAAGCGAAGUGAAACAUUUAGACGAUUUGGAUGCAUCAGAAUCUGUCAUUUUGGCAGAAGACCCGGUUAAUACCGUCCAUGUUGAAGAAUAUCAGAGUCGAAAUAAAGCGAAAAAAGAUAAGAAGGCUAAAAAAGCUCAGCAAAAAGUGCAAGAACUUGGUUUACGAUGUGGUGUAUGUAAGGAUGUUUUUGAUACAAGAAACAAACUGUUUCAACAUAUUAAAGAUAAAGGACAUGCUGUUUUAAAAUGAAUUGUGUCAUACUUUCUGCUCGCAGUUUUGUCAUCAGGUGCAAAACUCUAAAUUCGCAAGUUUGCUGACUGUGUUUGAAUUUUUAUUCUGUUCUCAACAUACCGGAAUAUAAUCAACCAUUCUAAAAACAAAACCAAUAAACUGGCA